This is a messenger RNA of Papilio machaon (common yellow swallowtail), 2973 nucleotides long. Its product is annotated as tolloid-like protein 1. NCBI's taxonomy places the organism in Eukaryota, Metazoa, Arthropoda, Insecta, Lepidoptera, Papilionidae. Gene Ontology annotation, cellular component: plasma membrane. The record is from RefSeq and is a predicted model, not a curated record. The transcript is spliced from 18 exons. The coding region runs from base 151 to 2610 and encodes 819 amino acids.
CACCGCAAUCUGUAGGGCUGUACCGCUCUGGCAAAUCGCGCUUACACCUCGCGAUAAAUGGCGCCUAAAUUGGGGCUACGCUGACGCGGGGUGAUUUGAGGAGGGGCAUACGACCGCGGCGCAAAUACAGACUGACGAUAUGGAUGCAGUAUGGCCGCGGCACAUUGGCUCAACUCGCUAGGAUGCCUGUCGCUGUCGCUAUUAUGCCUUUUCGCUACUACUCUUCAAGUUACAAGCGCGAUCGCGAAGGAGGCCACGGAGCCUUCGAGCCCGGCCUCCAUCGCCGACGCAUCGCCCACUAAGCUUCCAAAGUGCGACGAGUCGUUCGUGAGCCGGGGCGGGGCGGUGAGCGGCUCGUUCCACGCGCCGGAGCUCAUCAACCCGAGCAACACGAGCCGGCAGUGUCUGUACACAUUCGUCGCGGCGCCCGGACAACGAGUACUCGUGGAGAUACGAACCUUCAAUCUGCGCGGCAAACCGCCAGAUGGAGCCGCAGUCGGAGAGCUACCAGCAUGCAUGCACGAGUACAUGGACAUCUACUCGGAGAUGACGUCUCUGGAGGCGAGCGAGCUGGUGAACUCGGCGUUCGGCGGACGCUACUGCGGCCCCAUUCCGCCGCGCCGGCGCGUCUCCCUGCACCGCGCCCUCGCCCUCGCCUUCUACACAGACAAGCCCUACACACCGCCCACGCUCUUCACUGGCACCUAUCGCUUCAUCAACUCCUCGGAGUUCGAAGUGGGGUCGCCCGUGCCGAACACGCUGUGCUCGUUCGUGAUCGAGGCGAGCAAGCGCAAGACGGGCCUGCUUCUGUCGCCCACCUACCCCGGCAUCUACCCCAAGGACAUCAGCUGCAACUAUCAAUUCAUUGGACAGCCAGGACAACGGAUACGCCUAGAAUUCAGAGACUUCGAUCUAUUUUUCGGAGGUCCACAUUGCCCCUUCGACUGGGUGCGCGUGUACGACGGGCCCGACAACUCGUCGGCGGUGAUCGGCACCUACUGCGGCCAGCAGCGCAACCUCGUGCUGUACUCCAGCGACGAGCGGCUGCUGGUCUCCUUCUACACGCUGCCGCGCGCCGCCAACACGCAGAACCGCGGCUUUAAGGGAAUAUUCGAGUUCUCAGAGAGUUUCGUUAAGUUAGAUUUUAUAAGCAAACACGAUGCAGAGCACAUCCGGGGCUCAGAGUGCGAUCAGAAGAUUCUCAGCAAGAAGGAGUCCACCGGCUUCGUGUACCAUCCAAACUAUCCAUUCCCUUAUAUACAAAAAGUUGUUUGUAGAUAUUUUAUAUACGGUAUGCAAGACUCGCAGAAUUUGGAAAGAGUCCGCCUCGAAUUUCAAAACUUUUCUAUACCAAAGGGUGAACCGAAACCGGAUUCUUGUGCGGACGGGUACCUGAAGGUAUACCUGCGAGGGCAGGAGGCGACGGACUCGUACGACAAGCACGACGCCGAGCUGUGCGGCGAGGGCGAGCCUGGCCCGCCCGCCUUCCCCCCACCACUGCUCUCAGACGGUCCUCGCCUCGUCAUGGUCUUCAGCUCCGGAGAGCUGCAGGGCCGAGGUUUCAAGGCCAAGUACACAUUCGAGACCGAGUACCGCGUGCCGGGUACAGCGGCGCCGGGCGGUGAGUGCGCCUUCACAUACCGCUCGGAGGCGAAGAAGCGCGGAGAGUUCAAUUCGCCGCGAUAUCCCAGCAACUACCCCUCGCGUACUGACUGCAGCUACACCCUCGUCGCCGCACCCAACGAACAGGUCACCGUCGUCUUUGACCACUUUAAAGUCAAAGCGGAUGCCUGGAACGCCACCGCAGGAUUGUACGGCGGUGCGACAUGUAGCGAGGACUGGGUGGAGGCGUGGUGGACAGGACGCGAGGGGUCUCGAGUGCCGCUGGGCAGGUGGUGCGGACCUGCCACACCUGGCCCGCUGCAGUCACCGCGCGGUGCACUCGGCCUGCUGCUGCACCUGCACACCAACAACGAGGCCGUCGCCUCAGGGUUCAAGGCCAGGUAUAUAUUUGAGCCAGCGAAGUCUAUAUUCGGUGACUGCGGUGGCAACAUGUCGGGGGCGGAGUACGGGGUGAUCACAUCGCCGCUGCACCCGGCGCCGUACGCAGCGCCCGCACGCGGCGCCGCCUCGCGCGUCUGCAACUGGUUCGUCACCGCGCGACCCGGCAAGAGACUGCUCCUCAACUUCCAACUCUUCGCCGUCGAGGGACAUCUCAUCGAUCGCGGAUGUCCGGCGGCGGUGCUGCGGCUGUGGUACGAGAGUCCGGGCCCACCACUGGAGCUGUGCGGGGAGAAGGCGCCCACCGACCGCUGGCAGUACCUCUCCUCCUCCAACUCCAUACGUCUCUCAUUCAUAAUAGCGGACAAGUCAGUGGGUGCGGCGGGAUGGCGCGCUAUCUGGACAGAGGUGACGACGGAGACGGAAGGUUGCGAGAACGCGUGCGCGGGCGCAUGUCUGCCUCGCGCCGCCGCCUGCUCCGGACUGCAGCACUGCGCCGGCGCCGCGCCCGCAACUAAACCACCACACUGCGCAGCGAGUGCGGGGGGCGGGGCCGCGCCGCUAGCUGCGCUGAUCGUGCUCGCGCUCGUGCUCGCCGCCCCGCACUGACCGGGCGCAGCGCACGUGAGUCUCUGUCACACCUCGGCCACGCCACCUCGUCCGCCCAUACGACGCUAUCCAUGCUCAGUUUAUUUCGGCGCUGUCCAUGCUUCUCGUAUCCAGUUCGUUUUUUUCAGCGCUAUCCAUGCUACUCAUACCCAAGUCGUUUCUUUCGAGUUCCUUGAUUUAAUCUUCACAUUUCCGUUGCAGCGCAUUUCAUCCGGCUCGAUGGACCAUUUUUUGAUUUAAAUAAAAUCUUUUAACAGUAAAUGCUUGCUUUAGAUUUAUUUGGAGUUAAUUACACGUGGACUAAUAAAUUCCUUGAUUUACAUAAUAAAUAAUAUUCGUUAAAGGAAAGUUUCUUAUUCAUGG